Sitodiplosis mosellana (orange wheat blossom midge) is the source of this 1061-nucleotide messenger RNA. RefSeq names its product ribosomal RNA small subunit methyltransferase NEP1. Bases 288 to 1004 code for a protein of 238 amino acids. The transcript has 3 exons. Gene Ontology annotation, biological process: rRNA base methylation. Gene Ontology annotation, cellular component: nucleolus; small-subunit processome. The record is from RefSeq and is a predicted model, not a curated record. Lineage: Eukaryota; Metazoa; Arthropoda; Insecta; Diptera; Cecidomyiidae. Gene Ontology annotation, molecular function: rRNA (pseudouridine) methyltransferase activity; rRNA binding.
ACUAAGGUUUUUCCAUUAGAUGAUGGACGCAUGGCCUACAACGCAUCGUAUUGCGGCGAAUAAAUGACUCAGUUGCUCGUAUGCGCUCUCACCGUAACGGAUGCGUUCAAAUCCGUUCGAAAAUGGAACGCACUGUGUGCGAAUUUCGAAUUCUCAUGCUAUUGCCUGGUUGAAAAGUCAAAGUCGCUCAGUCAACGCACGUGCAUCUGACAACUGAACUUCUAUUGUAGUUUUGUUUAUAAAUUCACGUCAGACGCGUUUUGUGUGUAUUCUGAAGGGAAAAUAAAAUGGGCAAAAAGCGAAAGUUUGAAGUUGAACAAAAAGAUACCAAUGAAUUUGGUUUACCCGCCAAAUUUCUGGCUACUAGUCACAUUCGAUCACAGGAGAAGCGGUUGAUUAUUAUUCUGGAAGGCGCACAAUUGGAAACAGUGAAGGUUGGAAACACGUUUGAAUUGCUCAAUUGCGAUGAUCACAUCAAUAUUAUGCGACGGAAUAACAAAGAUCCGGGUUCAGUUCGACCAGAUAUUACACAUCAAUCGCUGCUCAUGCUGUUCGAUUCUCCGUUGAACCGUGCCGGUUUGCUACAGGUGUACAUUCACACCGCCAAGAAUGUGCUAAUUGAAAUCAAUCCACAAACCCGAAUCCCUCGUACGUUCAAACGAUUUGGUGGUUUGAUGGUUCAAUUGCUGCACAAGAUGAGUGUCCGAGCAGCCGAUACAACGAUCAAACUGAUGAAAGUCAUUAAAAAUCCCAUCACAGAUCAUUUACCCGUUGGAUGCAAGAAGUACAUUAUGUCAUUUACCGGAACGCUUAAGAGUCCACGCGAGCUUGUGCCCAAGAAUGAUGAUGAGCCAAUUGCUUUGGUUAUUGGCGCAUUCGCCCAUGGAAAUGUGAAUGUUGACUACACUGAAGGGGCAUUUUCAAUUAGUAAUUAUCCUUUAUCAGCCGCUUUGGCUUGCUCGAAGCUGUGCAACGCCUUUGAAGAGGCUUGGAAUAUUGUUUAGAUUGUAAUUUUAGCAGUAAAUAAACGAAUCAACAUCUUAAACGAAAAUCAACAACUU